Molecule: messenger RNA, 1203 nt
Organism: Anolis carolinensis (green anole)
Lineage: Eukaryota; Metazoa; Chordata; Lepidosauria; Squamata; Anolidae
Product: brain-specific homeobox/POU domain protein 3-like
Exons: 2
Coding region: 68-1150 (360 amino acids)
Biological process (GO): regulation of transcription by RNA polymerase II
Molecular function (GO): RNA polymerase II cis-regulatory region sequence-specific DNA binding; DNA-binding transcription factor activity, RNA polymerase II-specific
Source: RefSeq, a predicted model, not a curated record
UGGAGCUGGUGCUUCCUGCCAGGCUCUUCUUUCUUCUUCCCUCCUCCUCCUCCUCCUCGGCUUCACCAUGAUGUCCAUGAACAGCAAGCAGGCCUUCAGCAUGCACCCCAUGCUGCACGAGCCCAAGUACACCCACCUGCACUCCAGCUCCGAGGCCCUCCGGAGGGCUUGCUUGCCCGCCCCGCAGCUGCAGGGCAACUUCUUCGCGGGCCUGGACGAGAGCCUUCUUCGCGGGGCGGAGGCCUUGGCGGCGGUGGACAUGCUUCCCCCGAAGAGCCACCCUUUCAAGCCGGACGCCACCUACCACACCAUGAGCAGCGUCUCCGUGGCCUGCGCGCCCACCUCCUCCUCGGUCCACUUGCACCACCCGUCGGUGCUGAGCGGGCACGGGCACCACCCCCACGCCCACCACCACCCCCCGCCGCCGUCCUCCUCCUCCUCGUCGGCGCAGGGCUUGGAGAGCGAGCUGCUGGAACACCUCAACGCCGCGCUGCCGCUGGCCGAAGUGGCUUCCGCGCCGGGGCACCCCCACGCGCACGCUCACCUUCCCCCGGGGUUGAGCGCCCUGGGCCACGCGCAGCCCCCGCUGGGCUUGUCCCACAACCCGCACCCGCACCCCCAGCACCCGCACCCGCACCCGCACCCCUUGCCUCCCCCGCCCGGGCUGGAAGCCGAGACGGACCCGCGCGAGUUGGAGUCCUUCGCCGAGCGCUUCAAGCAGCGGCGCAUCAAGCUCGGCGUGACCCAAGCCGACGUGGGCUCGGCGCUCGCCAACCUCAAGAUCCCCGGCGUGGGCUGCCUCAGCCAGAGCACCAUCUGCCGCUUCGAGUCGCUGACGCUCUCGCAUAACAACAUGGUGGCCCUCAAGCCCAUCCUCGAGGCCUGGCUGGAAGAGGCCGAGCGCGCGCAGAGGGAGAAGCUAGCCAAGCCCGAGGGCUACCCGUCCGGGGACAAGAAGCGGAAGCGCACCUCCAUCGCCGCCCCCGAGAAGCGCUCCCUCGAGGCCUACUUCGCCGUCCAGCCGCGGCCCUCGUCGGAGAAGAUCGCCGCCAUCGCCGAGAAGCUGGACCUCAAGAAGAACGUGGUGCGGGUCUGGUUCUGCAACCAGAGACAGAAACAGAAGCGCAUGAAGUUCUCCGCCGCUUAUUGAAAGGGAGGGGGCUUUCAAUAAGAAGGGGGGCUUUCGGACGUCACAUCGGACUU